This is a messenger RNA of Myxocyprinus asiaticus (Chinese sucker), 1505 nucleotides long. RefSeq names its product sorting nexin 10a (gene snx10a). The record is from RefSeq and is a predicted model, not a curated record. Gene Ontology annotation, biological process: intracellular protein transport. NCBI's taxonomy places the organism in Eukaryota, Metazoa, Chordata, Actinopteri, Cypriniformes, Catostomidae. Gene Ontology annotation, molecular function: phosphatidylinositol binding. The coding region runs from base 162 to 866 and encodes 234 amino acids. The transcript has 7 exons.
GUCUGGCAAACUUCAUAUAAGUGAGCGCAAACGUGCAGCACUCAAUCACAUUAGUUCCAGCAGCACCUGUGGUGGCUGAACCGGACAGAAUCACUACACGAAACCGAGACGAAAAACAGAGAAGACAAAGGAUCUUUCUCUUUUUCAGUCAAGUCUUGGAAAUGGAAAACGCAAGCUUUGUGAAUAAGGAGUUUAUAAGUUUAUGGGUACGGGAUCCUCAGCUGCGCAAGGAGGAUUUCUGGCACACUUACAUUGACUAUGAAAUCUGUCUUCACACCAAUAGCAUGUGUUUCAGAAAGAAGACUUCUUGUGUUAGGAGGAGGUAUAGUGAGUUUGUUUGGUUGCGGCAGAAACUACAGAACAACGCUCUGCUUAUAGAGCUGCCUAAACUCCCUCCUUGGAAUCCUUUCUUCAAUCUCAAUAAUGAUUUCCAGGUUGCUCAGCGGAUGCGGGGGCUACAACAGUUUCUUGAGGCAGUUCUACAGACACCAUUACUGUUGUCAGACAGUCGGCUGCACCUGUUCUUGCAGUCACAGCUGAGCAUUGCAAAAAUGGACGCAUGUUCACAGGGACAGACUCACUACACCGUUGCGCAGGCAAUACAGAGAUGUGUCUGUGAUGCACGUUUCCCUGUGGAGGAGCAGCUUCAAGAAGAAGACAUCAAAACUUGCUGGGACUCAGACUGUGACAGUACAACAUCCUCUGGCUUGGGCCAUAGUGUCGAACCUGUCUCAUCUGUUGAAGAGGAUUCCUUCCACAACGAGAGCCUUGCCCAUGAAUUCCAUGUUACAACCCCUGAGACAGAACUCUUUAGCAGCCUGUCUUCAUCUCCUAGCAACCAGCAGCAUGUGCACUCCAUUAGAUAAACUGAAAAGAUAUAAUCAAGUAAAUGCGCACAUAUGUACAUACAUGUAUGCUCUCAGCCAAAAAGAGCCCCAAUUGCUGCUUACAGCCUUCAAAGUUAUAUUUGGAUGGAUGAUAACGAAAGGAAAAAGGUUCUUGAUUUUGUUUUAUUAAGUGUUAUAUUUUUGGUCAUGUUUUUCCCAUGUCUCCUUUUUAAAAAAUACUUUACAUUUCUUUGCUCAUCACAUUUAAUAUUCCUUCACGACUAAAGAGGUGACCUGGAUAUACAACGAACAAAUGAAGUGGGGUCAGAUGUGAGGGGACGGAUUACAGCAUUCAGACUGAGCAUCAUUCUAAAUGUUUAGUGUUUUUCUCCAUUAACACUAAUUCAGGUGUAGACUGGGUUUAAUAUGUGCUGACAAAGAAGCCUUUUAAACACAGCUACGGCAUUUUCCGCUGAACAGAUGUGCUUUUGUUUAACAGAGUUUAAAAGAAUGUCAGAAAUAAAACACAUCUUUGAAUGUUUCUUAAAAUCAUAUUUUCUAUAUUUAUAUUAGCAUCGUUAAAAGGCAUUUGACUCUUUAAAUGUAUGAGGAAAAUUGUUUUUUAGAAAAUACACUUUUAAUGUGAUUUAUGUAGCCUUAAAUGAAUAAAUAUUAUUU